This is a messenger RNA of Penicillium cinerascens, 654 nucleotides long. RefSeq names its product sulfotransferase family protein. The record is from RefSeq and is a predicted model, not a curated record. Lineage: Eukaryota; Fungi; Ascomycota; Eurotiomycetes; Eurotiales; Aspergillaceae. Bases 1 to 654 code for a protein of 217 amino acids. The transcript has 3 exons.
AUGGCCAAACCUACCGAUAAAGAGGGCUUGAAAAUCCUUAUCCUAGGCAUGCCACGGACUGGAACACAAUCCCUCGCGGAUGCUUUAGCCGAACUUGGCCAGGGUCCAAUCUACCAUAUGCGCCAUGUGGGAGAGAACAAACACCAACAACAGUGGAUCGCUGCCUUGGAAGCUAAAUUUGAGCACCAUGGACCUCCUUUUGGGCGAAAUGAGUUUGAGGCCUUUCUAGGCGGCUUCAAUGGUGUGGCGGAUUUCCCGGCAGCUAUUUUCCCUGACGAAUUGAUUGAGGCGUUCCCAAACGCAAAGGUGAUCUUGACAGUGCGCGAUGAGGACAAAUGGUUUGAAUCUCUCAAAGCAACUCUGUGGCAUGCUUGGAGUGCACCCGAUGCGCCUCGAGAUACGCCUAUGAGGCCGUUGGCAGAUAAAUAUAAUCUCCACAUGUGGCAGAACGACUUCCCUCGGUACGGGCGGGAAAAGUACCGAGAGCAUAACGCACAUGUCCAGGAGAUUACGCCGGAAGGGUCUCUGCUGGUCUACAAUAUCAAAGACGGAUGGGAGCCUAUAUGCAAAUUUUUGGGGCUGGAUGUACCAGCGACACCGUUUCCGAGGAAUGAUCAUUGGCUAGAUUAUAAACGGGCCCAUGGGACUGCCUGA